AUGGGCAGAAGACGGGUAAAAAGAAGAAUCAACAUUCCAAAGAGGCAGUCCAGGCUCGAAAAGAGAUUCAACUGCCCCGUGUGCAACCAUGAAAACGUUGUCCAGUGCACAGUCAAAAAGACGCUGAUGAAGGGAUUUGCCAACUGCUCCGUGUGUGAGGCAAGCUUCGCCUGCGAUGCCAAUAAGCUCACCACUGGAAUUGAUGUAUACUCUGCCUGGGUUGAUGAGUGCUGCAAGAGGUAG
This is a messenger RNA of Encephalitozoon cuniculi GB-M1, 243 nucleotides long. Its product is annotated as Elf1p-like protein. Gene Ontology annotation, cellular component: transcription elongation factor complex. Gene Ontology annotation, biological process: transcription elongation by RNA polymerase II. The record is from RefSeq and is marked provisional. Gene Ontology annotation, molecular function: RNA polymerase II complex binding. The transcript has a single exon. Lineage: Eukaryota; Fungi; Microsporidia; Unikaryonidae. Bases 1 to 243 code for a protein of 80 amino acids.